AUGGCUGAGUCACAACGUGAUGUUACAGUGCCAUGUGGGGCUUGCAAGUACAUGAAGAAAAAGUGUCCUAGUGAAUGCAUCUUCGCACCCUACUUUGGUAGGGAACAAGGUACAGCUAGCUUUGCGGCUGUGCACAAAGUGUUUGGUGCUAGCAACGUCUCUAAGCUCUUGUCCAACGUUUCAACUAACCGCCGCCACGAAGCAGCGGCAACUAUAUCCUAUGAGGCUCAGGCUAGGCUAUCCGAUCCGGUUUAUGGUUGUGUGUCCACCAUUCUUGCUUUGCAGCAACAGGUGGCAGCAAUGCAAGCAGAGGUCUCAAUCAUGCAAACUGAGCUGAUAAACAGAAGAUUUGCAGGUGCAAAUGCUCUUCAAACUACACAUCAGGAGCAGCAUCAGACGCUACAGCAGCCAAACUUCAACGUUCAGCCAGCAUAUUCCAACAAUUCAUAUGCUGCCACCAACAAUUUCAUGAACAUGAACAACUUCAACCCUGGUUUUGACCUCACAAUGGAGACGGCACCCUCAUCACACGGCUUAGAGCCUUUUCAAAACUCUUGGUUCUCUCAUUUUGAGGAAGAUCACUAA
Trifolium pratense (red clover) is the source of this 585-nucleotide messenger RNA. Its product is annotated as LOB domain-containing protein 20-like. Bases 1 to 585 code for a protein of 194 amino acids. The record is from RefSeq and is a predicted model, not a curated record. NCBI's taxonomy places the organism in Eukaryota, Viridiplantae, Streptophyta, Magnoliopsida, Fabales, Fabaceae. Gene Ontology annotation, biological process: hormone-mediated signaling pathway; positive regulation of DNA-templated transcription. The transcript is spliced from 2 exons. Gene Ontology annotation, cellular component: nucleus.